Messenger RNA from Dipodomys spectabilis (banner-tailed kangaroo rat), 969 nucleotides. RefSeq names its product olfactory receptor 6C76-like. The record is from RefSeq and is a predicted model, not a curated record. Gene Ontology annotation, biological process: G protein-coupled receptor signaling pathway. Gene Ontology annotation, molecular function: olfactory receptor activity; G protein-coupled receptor activity. Gene Ontology annotation, cellular component: membrane. The transcript is spliced from 3 exons. NCBI's taxonomy places the organism in Eukaryota, Metazoa, Chordata, Mammalia, Rodentia, Heteromyidae. Bases 1 to 969 code for a protein of 322 amino acids.
AUGAAAAAUCAAACAUCUGUGAUAGAGUUCAUUCUUCUGGGAUUAACAGAUGACCCCACACUAAAUAUUUUGAUAUUUCUAUUUCUAUUUCUCGCUUAUAUGCUGAGUAUUACUGGAAAUCUGACUAUUAUAACCCUCACACUGAUAGACUCACACCUCAAAACACCCAUGUACUUCUUCCUUAGGAACUUCUCCUUCCUAGAGAUCUCAUUCACAACAGUUUGUAUUCCUAGAUUCCUAGUCAGCAUUGCCACUGGGGAUUUGACCAUUUCCUAUAACUCUUGUAUGGCUCAGGUGUUUUUCUUAUUACUCCUUGGUUCAACAGAAUUCUUCCUUUUGACAGCCAUGUCCUAUGAUCGUUACGUAGCCAUCUGUAAGCCCUUGCACUAUACAACAAUAAUGAGCAGCAAGGUAUGCAUCCAGCUUGUAAUUAGCUCCUGGCUUGCUGGGUUUCUCAUUAUCUUCCCACCAAUCAUCAUGGGGCUUCAGUUGGAUUUCUGUGACUCCAACAUCAUUGACCACUUCACCUGUGACUCUUCUCCUAUGCUGCUGAUCGCCUGCACAGAUACAACCUUCCUGGAACUCCUGGCAUUUUUCCUGGCAGUAUUCACCCUCAUGAUGACCUUAAUACUAGUGGUCCUUUCCUAUGCCUUCAUCCUCAGGACAAUUCUGAGAAUCCCUUCUGCUGAGCAGAGGAAAAAGGCCUUUUCCACUUGUUCCUCACACAUGAUUGUUGUCUCCAUUUCUUAUGGAAGCUGUAUUUUCAUGUAUGUCAAAACUUCAGCAAAGGAGGGAGUGGCUUUGAGCAAGGGCAUAGCAGUGCUCAAUACCUCCGUUGCCCCAAUGCUAAAUCCUUUCAUUUACUCCCUGAGGAACCAGCAGGUAAAGCAAUCCUUUAGCGGUGUAAUCCACACUGUGUUUAAUAUUUCACACUUUAAAUCUCUAAAUUACCAUGCUAUGUACGACUGA